AUGUUGGAUAAAGGCAUAGCACGUAACCUUUUUCCGGUUGGUCCUCCAUCGGGUGGUAGGCCAUCCUCUUUACCUGAACCUACUGGCCUUCCACACAUCCCUCUUAUAGGUGGUUCUGUACGAGGAGCCAGAUCAUCACCUUUGUCUGACCCUAGUUGCCUUUCACGCAGUGGUUUUGUAUCGGGAGCCAGGUCAUCGCCUUUGCCUGAUACUAGUUGCCUUCAACAUAACAUUUUAAUGGGCGGUUUUGUAUCGGGAGGUAGGCCAUCUCCUGACCUUAGUGGCCUUCAACACAACCCUUUUUUAGUUGGUUCAGCACCGAGAGCCAGGUCAUCGCCCGGCCCUAAUGGCCUUCCACGCUUCCCUUUGUCGGGUGGCCUUUCACGCACUUCAGUUAGGACGGCAAGGUCGGGAUUCUCAGGAAUAGUAGCAUGGGUGACAUAA
This is a messenger RNA of Lactuca saligna, 444 nucleotides long. NCBI's taxonomy places the organism in Eukaryota, Viridiplantae, Streptophyta, Magnoliopsida, Asterales, Asteraceae. The record is from the annotation of a GenBank genome assembly.